CUGACAUUUGUUGAAAUAGCGGCUCGAUUUGAUGUUUUACUGCUUUCCAUACGUGUAGCCGACUUGCUAUCCGUCGCAAAAACAUUCAAUCCAAUGGAUGAGGAGUCGCCAACCGACGUCGAGAGUCUGAGCAACUGCGAUGCUGAUCUACUGGCCAAACUAGAAGAACAAAAUCGAGUGCUGGAAAGUGACGCGAAAGGGCUAACGCGGGUACCUGCAAGGCCGUCGUCGUUAGCGAAGAAAGAGGAUAGCAAGCCGCAUAAGAGCGGAUUGAACUUAGCUAUAGAGCAAGUUGUCAAGAAACUGACGUCCUUGUCCGGCAGCCCUAAACGUGGAAGUAACCAGGAUGUUCCAAAUAUGCCCACCACAGAGGAAGACAUCUAUUUGGCAUGGGGUGCAAUUAUUGCCAAUUGGGAGGAAACGUUCCAUAAGAGACCAAAAUACAUCAAACAGUUGGUCAGAGAUGGUAUUCCUGAUGCAGUACGAGCGUUAGCGUGGCAACUCUUGUCGAAUGCAUUUGACUCUCCUAUGAAGGACACAUACGUUGAAUUAAUGGAGCUGCCAUCGCCGUCUGAAAAACAGAUUCAGAGAGACAUAGCACGGACGUUUCCUCAACACAGCUUCUUUAAGGAUCACGAUGGUGUGGGACAGGAGUCGCUGUUUCAUGUCGUAAAGGCAUACUCUUUGCAUGACAAAGAAGUCGGCUACUGUCAAGGCAGCUCGUUUAUUGUUGGUAUUUUGCUUAUGCAGAUGCCAGAAGAAGAGGCGUUUGCCGUCUUUGUUAAAAUAAUGCAAGACUAUGGAAUGAGGCGGCUAUUUACUCCCACUAUGUCAAGCCUGAAUUUAUGCUUUUAUCUUCUAGAAGCACUCAUACAGGAGUCACUUCCGGAUCUAUAUACACACUUUCAGGCUCAAGGAUUUUUUACUUCCAUGUGGUCAUCGUCUUGGUUUCUUACUAUGUUUGCAACUACACUGCCACUUUGCAUCGUGUUUAGAAUAAUGGAUUUGUUUCUACUCGAGGGAAUGGAGAUUUUGUUUAGAGUUGGUGUGGCUUUGUUGGAGUGGAGUAGAGAGCAGCUGUUGCAGAUGGAUAUGGAGGCAAUGCUACGGCAUUUUCAGAAAGAUAUGUGUACGAUUCACGAGAGAGACCCGGAGGCGCUGAUAGCUGCUGCAUACCAAGUCAAAUACAAUACAAAGAAGAUGAAACGACUUGAGAAAGAGUAUGAGGUGAUGCGAGAGAGAGCUUCACAGGAGCACGAAGAGAACAGAAGACUGAGAACAGAGAACAAGAUGCUACAGGACAGAGUGAAUCACCUUGAACUUGAAAGCACAUCAUUAGCCGGGCGACUAAUCGAGGGUCAAGUGAACUCAGCACAAGAAGCCGAGGACUUAUUUGCAAUGCGACGUGAACUAGCUGGUCUUCGGAAACAUGAUGCCGAAGUGGCCGAGAAGCUCCGGGAGGCAGAACUCAGAGUGUCAGAGCUGGAACAAAUUAAUGACGUCGUUGAGGCCAUGAGAAGAGACACAACGCCAUCUGAUGUUUUAGAGAAUGGCACUGCUGUCAAGCAGCAGAAUGUCACGUUAUGUGAGUCUAGUGAAACCGUCAGACUUAGAGCAGAACUGACACUAUUCCAGAAGAAAGAUCAGGAGUCGACGAAUACGAUUAAUAUGCUGCAAAGAGAAGUCGAACACCUCAGAAAACAGCUUGCUAAAGCAAGACUAACGAUGUCGAGCUCUUCUACUGAUGGUGACGGGAGCGGUUCAGUGUCGUCACGAACUACCAGUCCUUCGAGGCAGUCACCAACAAAGAGUAUCAAAAAGGAAUGGGUGUGACGAAGAAAUUGUGUUUCACGUAAUGGUUGCCUGAAAUUCUCUCUACGUUAUGGUUAAUUAUUCAGUAAGCAGGGCAGCUGUGGUGUCUUACACACGUUGUACAUACAGGUGGACGUACAGCUAACUUUCUGUAUUCUACAAAUUGAUAGAAAAGUCUAUAUUAGAUGAUGACUUCAGUCGUCCUUGUGUCAGUUGUGUUGACAAUUAGGUGGUAGUCAAUGGGUGGGCUUGUUUGUCGUGUCUUGCAAACGAUUGCCAAACGUUGGCACAAGGUCGAUAUUCUGAAAGAUACCCAGAUACAUGUGUGAGAGUUGA
Molecule: messenger RNA, 2148 nt
Organism: Corticium candelabrum
Lineage: Eukaryota; Metazoa; Porifera; Homoscleromorpha; Homosclerophorida; Plakinidae
Product: EVI5-like protein
Exons: 14
Coding region: 94-1833 (579 amino acids)
Source: RefSeq, a predicted model, not a curated record